UCGUAAAUCUUCGGAAAUGUCAACAUAAAAGGAACUGGUUACCUUAUUGAAUGCAUCCUGGACUUGGGCGUAACGAAAACCCUUAUCUAUACUUCAUCUUCCGCCAUCCACUCCAACAUGACCGAUCUUGUGUUCGCAACGGAGGAUAUGCCUUACUGUCCCAAGUCCGAGCAGCCUGUCUACUACACUUAUACAAAGGCUGAAGCAGAGAAACUAGUGCUAGGGCCCAACAGACGGAACGGGCUGUGUACGGCGGUUAUCAGAGGCACCGCACUUCCCAGCGAGGGCGAUAACGCGAUGCCGACACAGAUCGGGUGCAGUUCGGUGACGGCAAGAACAUGUUUGACUGGACCUACAUUUGCAACGCUGCUCAAGCUCAUCUGAUAGCUGCUGAGG
This is a messenger RNA of Paraphaeosphaeria sporulosa, 396 nucleotides long. RefSeq lists its product as uncharacterized. The transcript has a single exon. Lineage: Eukaryota; Fungi; Ascomycota; Dothideomycetes; Pleosporales; Didymosphaeriaceae. The record is from RefSeq and is a predicted model, not a curated record. Bases 118 to 384 code for a protein of 88 amino acids.